This is a messenger RNA of Chelonia mydas (Green sea turtle), 3417 nucleotides long. Its product is annotated as RING finger protein 112. Gene Ontology annotation, molecular function: GTP binding; GTPase activity. The record is from RefSeq and is a predicted model, not a curated record. The coding region runs from base 181 to 3021 and encodes 946 amino acids. NCBI's taxonomy places the organism in Eukaryota, Metazoa, Chordata, Testudines, Cheloniidae. Gene Ontology annotation, biological process: endoplasmic reticulum organization; protein homooligomerization. The transcript has 24 exons.
UUCUCAGAUAACAGUUUGCCUGCAUGGAGAGAAGCGAAGAUUUGCCCAGGCUUUGACGCCCAUGUCCCCGGCCUAGCGAGUGCAGACGAAGUUUUUCUGCAGAGAAGUGAAGAUUUGGCCAGGAAAGAGCCGGAGCUGAGCCUUGGUCCCUCCUGGCCUUGGAAUCUACCAAUCUCCACCAUGACUUCUUGCAAUCCGUCUUCUCGCUCUGGUUCCACCCAGGGGACAGAAAUACAAACUGGGCAGCAGGGGCCGGGGGCUCAGCCAGAGCCGGGCCGCCCGGUGCAGCUGGUGUGUCUGGACGAGAAAGGGGACCUGACCCUGGAUAAGGAGGCCCUGAGGCGCUGCCUGGAGCAGGGUGGGGUGGGGGACGCCCCCGUCUGCCUGGUGUCCAUCAUCGGAGAGCAGCGCCGGGGCAAAUCCUUCCUGCUGAACUGCCUGCUGCGCCAGCUCCAGAGCCCGGAGGCUGUGGAUGCGUCAUGGAUGGACCGAGAAGACGAGGUCCUGGGGGGGUUUGAGUGUUGUAAUGGGAUAGAGACCGUGACAAAGGGGGUAUGGAUGUGGGACCAGCCCCUCUGGGUCCAGGACCAAGGGAGGAGGGUGGCCGUGUUCCUGGUGGACACCGAGGGCUGCCUGGACCUGCAGCGCCCCAUGGAGACCAGCAUCAAGCUCUCCGUGUUCAGCAUAUUGCUCAGCUCCUACUGGAUCUUCAAUAUUUCCAGCACGUUUACGCGGAUGGAGGCAGAUUAUUUGGAGAUGUUCAUUCAAGUUGCGAAGGAGGUUGGAGAGACCUGCAAUCUGGCCCCAAUCCAGCACCUGGACCUGUUGGUGCGAGAUUGGCAGCUCUCCGGAGCCUACGGCGCAGACGGGGGGCAGGAGUAUCUCAGAGACACCACACAGAAACUGGAGGCCUCUGCUCAGCAGCCCCUGGUGGUUGAAGCCCUGAGGGAAAGCGGCACCCGGUGCUACCUACUGCCCCACCCUGGCACAGAGUUCAUCAGGAGUGGGGCAGGGAUGCCAGGCAACACCUGGGUCCCUCCUGGAUGCCUAUGUCCUUUCCCCCCCCCCGCAGACAUGGACAAGUAUUUCCGACAUUACCUGCGGGACUACCUCAGCACCGUGGAGUGCUCAGCAGGGACACACGCCCGGACGGACCAAGCCAGGCAGGGGCUGACUGGGGCUCAGCUGGCUGCCAGGAUCAAGGACGUCUCCCAAUACUUGAAGACCAAACGCUACAACUUCUCCUCCCCUGUGAAGAUGUCCGAGCUGUUUGCAGCCAUGAGAGAGGAGAUAAACAGCAGAGCAGUAGAAGCCGCCAGCCAGGAAUAUGAACAAUUUGUGCAGCAGCUGGACCGUGACCACCAGAGCACGAGCAGCUGCCUGAAUGUGGAGCCUGCAGAGAUGCAGCAACGCCUGGAGGUGAAACGCCAGGAGCUGCUGGAGCGCUGCCGGGGGGAGCUGCGGGGCAAGGACCCCGAGAAACAGGCGGCCCUGGAGGAGCUGAAGCAGGGGCUGGACAGGCUGAUGGCCCAGUUCCUGCCGGGAUAUGAACAGCGCUUUAAAAUGGCUGAGAUGGCAGAGAUGAGAGAGAAGGCAAACAGAAAAGCAGUAGAAGACACCAGGAGGGAAUAUGAACAAUUUCGAGAGAAGCAGGACCGUGACCACCAGACCAUGAGCAGCUGCCUGAGUGUGAAGCCCCUGGAGAUGCAGCAACGCCUGGAGGAGAAACGCCAGGAGCUGCUGGAGCGCUGCCGGGGGGAGCUGCAGGGCGAGGAUCCCCAGAAACAGGCGGCCCUGGAGGAGCUGAAGCAGGAGCUGGACAGGCUGAUGGCCCAGUUCCUGUCGGACUACAAACUGCGCUUUAAAAUGGCCGAGAUGUCAGCGAUAAUACAGGAGGUAAACAGGAGAGCAGUAGAAGCCACCAGGAGGGAAUUUCAACAAUUUGUGAACCAACGGGACCGUGACCACGGGAGCAUGCGCCGCUGUCUGAGGGUGAAGCCCCUGGAGAUGCGGCAUCGCCUGGAGAGGAAACGCCAGGAGCUGCUGGAGCGCUGCCGGGCGGAGCUGCUGGGCGAGGAUCCCCAGAAACAGGCUGCCCUGGAGGAGCUGGAGCAGGGGCUGGACGAGCAGACGACCCCGUUCCUGUCAACCUACAGGGAGCGCUUUGAAAGGGCUGUGAUGGAGGCAAACAGCAGAGCAGUAGAAGCCGCCAGGACGGAAUAUGAACAAUUUGUGCAGGAGCAGCACCGUGACCACCGGAGCAUGAUCAGCUGCCUGAAUGUGGAGCCUGCAGAGAUCCAGGAUUGCCUGGAGGAGAAACGCCAGGAGCUGCUGGAGCGCUGCCGGGGGGAGCUGUGGGGCGAGGAUCCCCAGAAACAGGCUGCCCUGGAGGAGCUGGAGCAGGGGCUGGACAAGCAGACGACCCAGUUCCUGUCAACCUACGGGCAGCGCUUUAAAAGGGCUGAGAUGGAGGCAAACAGCAGAGCAGUAGAAGCCGCCAGGACGGAAUAUGAACAAUUUGUGCAGGAGCAGGACCGUGAGCACCGGAGCAUGAGCAGCUGCCUGAGUGUGGAGCCUGAAGAGAUGCAGCGUUGCCUGGAGGAGAAACGUGAGGAGCUGCAGGAGUGCUGCCGGGGGGAGCUGCGGGGCGAGGAUCCCCAGAAACAGGCUGCCCUGAAGGGGCUGGAGCACGAUCUGGACAAGCAGAUAACCCAGUUCCUGUCAACCUACGGGGAGCGCUUUAAAAAGAAUACCAUAUUGAAGGGCGUGUGCAUCGUGGGGGGCAGCCUGGCUGUCGUGGGCGCAGCUGCCGGGGCGGGCAUUGGUGUGGGCGUGGCUGCCGUUGUGGCGGCUGUGGGGGAAGGAGCGGCCAUCGCGGUCGGGGCGGGGGGCGGUGGCCUGAUUGGGGGAGGUGCGGGGGCCUGGUUAGGACAGAAGUUCGGCCGGAACAAGACAGGCAGAAACACUGCAGGGCAGGGCAGCUCAGAUCGGGAACCCCUGACAUCGCGGAGGGGGACAUAGUGGGAAGGAGCCAUCACACCCCAACCUGAGCAAGACUCUGUCCCAGCCCUCAGCACCGGGAACCUCUGUAUGCAAGGAGAUAGAUAGAUAGAGGGGGUGUAUGGGGAUGGAUAGAUAGAUAGAUAGAUAGAGGGGGUGUAUGGGGAUGGAUAGAUAGAUUUAUAGAAUCAGACAGAAAGAACUUACACCAGGUAGCCAGAUAUCAAAAGGACACAGAUCGAUUGAUUUACAGCGGGGUCACGGAGAUCAGAAUCCAGCCCUGACCCCAUCGACGUCAGUCGAUAAAUAACCCUGCCCUGAAUCCUGUGCUCUGAGCUGGCCCCUCCAUUCCUCAGUCACAAAUUUCAUUGGUUUUCAUUUUCAACACAUGUGAGUAAAAUUGAUUCUCAUAUUUUG